AUGUAUAUGGAGGAUGGUCCCGAACAAACUGCCAAACACAUGAAGUAUUUGAACUCUUCUCUGAUCUGUUAUAUUCGCAAUAAUGGUUGGGUUGAUCUUGUUGCUUAUGUUCUGCCCGUUUCCACCUCCACAUUUCAUUGGUUCACACAGACCUGCACACUCGAUGAAGUUGGCAUGUCGACUGUGCCUGCGCAAGACAACAGAAUAAUUCUUGUCUACAGGCUGGAAUGCUGCGACCCAGGCAAUUUCGCUGAUAACCCCCGCCCGCCGCAUGUCGUCUCGGGUGACCUGGUACCGCCCUCCACACGUUUGCAUGUUCCACUUUCACCGGUUACCCAGAAACACAUCCUCAUAGACCCAGGCAAUUUCGCUGAUAACUGCACCCCGCCGCAUGUCGUCUCGGGUGACCUGGUACCGCCCUCCACACAGAAUCAUCAGCACCAGCGUCAACACCAGCAGGAACGACAACAGUACCCAAACUACGAUAUGACCGAAGAAUGCUACAGACCUCCCACUAAAACGAUCCUGAGCGAAACAGAUCAGCGGCUCCUCCUAACCGUGGACCCCGGCCCAGAUGAUGUUACAAUUUCUCCGGAGCUUCUACCGGUUCUGUUCUGCUUGCACAUGCGUCUUCAGAUUUUCCACACAUGCUUUAUAUGCGCCGAAAUACCUCCCGGAAAAUUCCCGUUGUUUGAAAUGUACUACCUUAUGAGCCCCAAAAAGGACGAAGGCGGUUGUGGGCUGUCGAUGGAUUUCCUUCUCUGUAUCUUUACGAGUCUUGGACCCCUUAAUGGAUUUUUCUUCUUGGGUUCGUUCACAGAUUCAGUUCACAUGUGCUCGUCCAAGGGUGCUGGGACAAUUGGUAUGGGAAUGGGG
Molecule: messenger RNA, 876 nt
Organism: Opisthorchis viverrini
Lineage: Eukaryota; Metazoa; Platyhelminthes; Trematoda; Opisthorchiida; Opisthorchiidae
Exons: 6
Source: RefSeq, a predicted model, not a curated record